GUCUCCUGCUUCUCAUAAACUGAAAAGCUCAUGUUUGUCUUCUCAAUCUCUCAAACUCCCCUGACGUUAUCUCUUCCCCUUCCCUGUUCUUCAAAGUUUUUCCUUCAAUUCAUUCCUUUUAAUACGGGCAUAAUUAUAAAUAUUAAUAAAAAAAAAAAAACACUUACGAUGUCGCCCCUUCCGUUUCCUUCACUUGAACUCUAUAUAUAUCAGUGAGUUGAGACCAGGCUUGAUCCUCUCAUCCCACUUGCUGUUUAUCAUUUUAUAAAGCUAAGACAGAUUUUUAAAUAUGGCUUCGUCCGGUGUUGUUCUCGCGCACUCCGCCUUUGAUGGUCUCCGCCUCGGUAGAUCUGCCCAGUUCGUAGUUGGUCGUCUCCUCCGUUUUUGGGACUCCAAAAACAUCAAGAAGCAAGGUGAAUUCAUGGGGAUCACCCUCCUCCUCCUUGAUGAGAAGAAUUCUGUCAUUCAUGGAUUCAUUCCUGCUGGGCGCGCCCCUCAUUACCGUCCGUUUUUGCGAGCGGGUUCAGUCGUCAGAAUUUCACGUUUUGAAGUUGCAAGAUGCACAAAUAUGUACAAGAUUACGGACCAUCCUUUCGUCAUCCGGUUCAUCCCUCAAACAACCAUUGAUGAGGUUGUCGAGAAUGCUCCUAUUAUCAACCUCCAAAAAUUCAUGCUGCGAAAGUUUGAACCUCUGCAAGCUCUCGCAAACACUAAUUUAGAACUCCCUGAUGUUGUUGGGCAAAUUCAGUCUGUCCAAGGUUCUGACUUGAAGGACGCAACAGUGACGACUCGAGUUGUCGUUCGUUUCGUGAUUGAACCGAGGGUGGUUGUGUCCCUAUCUUUGUGGGAUGAUGCUGCAGCAAAUUUUAGGGGUCUCAUCAACUCAGGUGACAGGACACAGUCUGUCAUGGUGGUCACGACCGUUAAUCCAAAAAUAUUUGGAGGCAACCUCUAUCUCAACUCAACGCCAGCAACGCAAUUUUAUUUCGACCCUGAGCUUCAAGCCAUCGCAGAGUUCACAACGAGCUUAGAAGCCCCGUUAGGAGAAGCUUUCCCCUGCAUCGAUACCAAAAAAGGGAUUAAAAAAAAGGAAGCUGUCUCAAUCAGAGAGCUACACAAGUUCAUUUCCGAUUCUGACGAGCAGACACAGGAAGCUGAUUUUAUAUGCAAGGGUCGUGUUGUGGAAGUCAUGCAACAAAAUGGAUGGUCUUACGUCUCCUGCACUGGCUGCAGCAGAAAGCUUGAGAAAUUUGGGACUUCUCUGCGGUGCACCCGUUGUAUUAAUCCGAACAUCACUGGCGUUAUCAAGUACCGUGUGGAGUUAUUGGUUGAUGAUGGGAAUGAUAAUGCCACUUUUGUAGUGUUCGACAGGGAAAUGCUUAAACUGACAAAGCAAGAUGCAGCUGGACUGACCCUAGCUGAGAUCAAUGGUGGUGGCAAUGAAGAACUCCCACAAUGUCUUAAGGACCUGGCUGGGAAAGAUUUUGUUUUCCAGAUACGUGUGACACCUUUUAAUUUUACUCCAAGCCACCGUACUUUCACUGUUUCUGCGAUCCUUGACAACAUCACCCCCGAGACUUUCAAAACCAAUGAAGCUCAAGUUGAAAGUGGUGAACCAUCGGCAUCUGCCAGCGUUAAGGGUGCUGUUGAAGGCAAUGCACCAAAUCCACCAGGUUGUGGAGUCAAUGAAAUUGGCCGUAAACGCCCACGUGAGUGAAGUUAAAAAGCUGCAGCAACGUCAACCAUGCACUGUUUUUGUUUCCUUUAUUUUUCUAGCAUUUCCUGCAUUUCCUAUUUCUAGACUUCGCACCUAAUUUCAUAUUUGAAGGCUUUUGUUUCAUUUAGACUUAUGGUUUUAAUUUAAAUCAAAAUUGGUUGACGAAAUA
Molecule: messenger RNA, 1886 nt
Organism: Brassica napus (rape)
Lineage: Eukaryota; Viridiplantae; Streptophyta; Magnoliopsida; Brassicales; Brassicaceae
Exons: 10
Coding region: 290-1717 (475 amino acids)
Biological process (GO): DNA recombination; DNA replication; DNA repair
Cellular component (GO): nucleus
Molecular function (GO): DNA binding
Source: RefSeq, a predicted model, not a curated record